Solanum pennellii is the source of this 954-nucleotide messenger RNA. Its product is annotated as annexin-like protein RJ4. Gene Ontology annotation, cellular component: cytoplasm. Gene Ontology annotation, molecular function: calcium-dependent phospholipid binding; calcium ion binding. NCBI's taxonomy places the organism in Eukaryota, Viridiplantae, Streptophyta, Magnoliopsida, Solanales, Solanaceae. The coding region runs from base 1 to 954 and encodes 317 amino acids. The transcript has 6 exons. The record is from RefSeq and is a predicted model, not a curated record.
AUGUCUACCAUCAUUUACCCUGAAAACACUUCUCCUGCUGCUGAUGCAGAGGCCAUUAGGAAGGCUUGUCAAGGUUGGGGGACAGAUGAGAAGGCUAUAAUUUCAAUAAUUGGCCAUAGAAAUGCAACUCAAAAGAAACUGAUUAGACAAGCUUAUGAGGAGUUAUACUGUGAAGAUCUUGUCAAGCGCCUUGAAUCUGAAUUAUCCGGACAAUUUGAGAAAGCAGUAUACAGAUGGAUUCUAAAUCCAAGAGAUAGAGAUGCAGUAAUAUUGCAUGUUGCAAUUAAAGAAAGAGCAAUCCCAAAUUAUCGCGUGGUUAUUGAGUACUCAUGUAUCUAUUCCCCUGAAGAGUUGUUGGCUGUGAAGCGUGCCUAUCAAGCUCGUUACAAGACUUCUGUCGAAGAGGACAUAGCUCAGUAUUCUACUGGUCAUCUUCGCCAGUUUUUGGUUGGGCUAGUUGGCACAUAUAGGUAUGUUGGUGAUGAGUUAAAUGCAAGAGUAGCCAACUCUGAGGCUGAUAUUCUUCACAAUGCAAUAAGUACCAAAGAUUUCAAUAAUGAAGAAAUUGUUCGAAUCAUUUCUACAAGGAGCACUACUCAACUCGUAGCAACUCUUAAUCGCUACAAGGAUCAUUAUGGCUCUUCAAUCACCAAGCACUUGUUAGAUGAUACAAAUGAAGGUAAUAAAGAAUACCUACUAGCACUGCGUACAACAAUCCGAUGCAUUAGUGACCCCCAAAAAUACUAUGAAAAGGUAAUUCGCUAUGCGAUGAACGAGUGUGGGACUGAUGAAGAAUCAGUGACAAGAGUGAUAGUUACGCGGGCUGAGAAGGACUUGAAGGAGAUUAAAGAAGUUUACUACAAGAGGAACAGUGUCACUCUUGAUCAGGCAAUCACCAACCACACUUCUGGAAAUUACAAGGCUUUCCUCCUAACUCUUUUGGGAAAUGAGUAA